Scophthalmus maximus (turbot) is the source of this 1914-nucleotide messenger RNA. RefSeq names its product claudin-10. The transcript has 5 exons. Gene Ontology annotation, biological process: bicellular tight junction assembly; cell adhesion. The coding region runs from base 129 to 947 and encodes 272 amino acids. Gene Ontology annotation, cellular component: plasma membrane; bicellular tight junction. The record is from RefSeq and is a predicted model, not a curated record. Gene Ontology annotation, molecular function: structural molecule activity. NCBI's taxonomy places the organism in Eukaryota, Metazoa, Chordata, Actinopteri, Pleuronectiformes, Scophthalmidae.
AAUGCAUAUUCCCAUCUGCAUGCAAGGUUUUCAGGCUGACAUUAGCCGGACACAGUUUGUGUUCAGGAGCUUGUGUUUUGGCUGGGAUUUGUCUUUUCUCUCUCUAGUGGUUCGAUAUCAGCACAAAAAUGGGUUACAGGACUGUGGUAAUGUACAUGGAGAUUGGCUGCUUUGUCACCUGUGUGACUGGAUGGAUCCUAGUCUGUUCCACAAUGCCAACAGAAAUUUGGACUUGGUCUGAAGUGGACAGCAUAGUGCUAACCACUUCAAACUACUUCUCCAACUUGUGGAAAGAUUGUAUAUCUGAUUCGACUGGAGUUUCUGACUGCAAGGGAAUCCCAUCGAUGCUUGCACUGAACUGGGACAUUCACAUGUGCCGAGCUCUCAUCAUCAUCGCUAUCAUUUUGUCUUUCUUUGGAUCCGUUCUGGUCUUAGUGGGAAUGAAGUGCACUAAGAUUGGGGGAUCUGAGAUAUCGAAUGCAAGAGUAACCUUUGCUGGGGGGAUGAACUACUUUAUCGGAGGGAUGUGUUCAAUGAUUGCUUUCUCCUAUUAUGGAAACAAAAUUAGAUCAGAGUUUGAUGACCCUCAUUACAAAGCUCAGAAGUUUGAAAUAGGUGUUGGUGUCUUUGUCGGCUGGGGCGGCUCCACCUUACUUGUUGUUGGAGGCCUCAUUUACAGUAUAUUUGCAGGAAGGGAAGGAUGCCAUUCAAGCUCAAAGCGCUACCCCGCAUACCAGUACCCUGAUGCCUACACAGUUGUCCCGACUAGAAAGGGCCCAGCGUCUUUGGCUGGUACCAAGAGGAGUGAGAGCAGAAAAUCCAGGAACACCAGUCGAAGUGGAGACAGCAGCAUCUCUGGGGUCACCAGUAUCACCAGGACGACAGCCAGUAAUUCAUCUGGGGUCACCAGUAUCACCAAGACGACAGAUAGUAAUGAAUACGUGUGACUUAUUUGAGACCCUGAGCGAUUAAUGCAAAUUUGAAUGUUCAAAAAUUUCCAACUGUAAUAUAAAAAUAUCUGUUGCAUACAAGGUUUGUUUUCUCCUAUGUGUGUGCAAGUUUUCUUUUCAGGUACACAGGAGCUCAGUUUGAUGCAUAAUUCACAGUAAGUCAUCGAACCAAGAAAACAUUACCAUUUUUACAAUUUUAUGUAUGUGAUGUUCUUGACCUCUGAACUGAGUAAAACAUUACUGUACAUUUUAACUGUGUUAAAGAAACAGAAACUAUCUAUGAACACAAAAUGGAUCCAUGCUUUCAUUAGACAUUGCUUAAUAUUGUAAGAUGUUUUUAAAAUUUGCAAUAAUAUGAAAUUGAUUACUGAUACAUACAGUAACAGAAAGUAAUUUGAGAUGAGCAUGAGUAUACGCCUUAAGUAUGCCCUUAAUUGUUUUAUAUUCUCUUUUAUCUUAUUUUAUUUUAUCAUAUUGUAUUAUAUUUUUGUGUUUCUCUCUGUUUUUUGUUGUUGUACAGCAAUUUUGUCAACUCUGGUUUUGAGAGUUUUAUAAAUAAACUUGACUUGACUCGGGCUGCACGGGGAUGUAAUGGUUAGCACUGUCGCCUCGAAGCAAGAAGGUUUUGGGUUCUUUCCGUUAAAAAAAACAGGUUGCUAUGCUGAUUUAGUCCCAGUCCCAUCAAUCAAUAUUUACUUGGAAAGCCCCCAAAUUAAGCUAUUUUAACUCAAUAACAUUAGGCCACAUUAUUGUGGCACAUGAUUAAAGCCUUAAAUAGAAACAUAGAAGGUGACAGAAAUAAUUUAAAUUAAUUAUAACUGAAUAAUCCUGUUUACAACAAAAUACUGUUUUUUACCUUAUUACACCAGUGGGGGUACCAAAUCUAUGCAAAGACUUUUUCUGCAAUAAUCACUUUAAUUAACAGUAAGUCAUUGGUAUUUGCUUUCAAUCAUUAGUCCAACUU